This is a messenger RNA of Paraphaeosphaeria sporulosa, 1987 nucleotides long. RefSeq names its product MOSC domain-containing protein. The record is from RefSeq and is a predicted model, not a curated record. Gene Ontology annotation, molecular function: oxidoreductase activity; 2 iron, 2 sulfur cluster binding; molybdenum ion binding. Lineage: Eukaryota; Fungi; Ascomycota; Dothideomycetes; Pleosporales; Didymosphaeriaceae. The coding region runs from base 238 to 1899 and encodes 553 amino acids. The transcript is spliced from 4 exons.
CCACUUCUGGAUCUAUCGCGUCUCGUGUGCUUUCUUCCCUUUUUUCUCUUGUGUGAGGGAAGAAUCGUAUAUGUUUUCUCGGAUUUCAAUGUUUGCACUCUUAUGGGGCUUUGUCAGUUCCACUCCGCUUCCGCUCUAAAUUAUACACUCCUAAGCAGAAACCUUUCUUGCCGUUUGGUUAAUUUGUCUAGCUGGCUGCACUUCGGACACGAUCGAAAGCUGAUGAGGGACGUAGAUAUGGUGGGGCCUAUCGUGGAUCUGGAUGCUCCACUUGAGCGAGACACCAUUGUCGAGGUCCGCCAUGGCAAAAUGAAACCCAUGCCCGGCCUAACAAUCGAAUCGGACAUCGACAAGAGCAUCGUGGACGGCCCUAUCUGGGUUAGCAAGACAGGAAUUGACGGCGAUGAGCACGACAUGACGUUCCACGGUGGGCCUACCAAAGCCGUCCACGCAUAUUGCAGCGCCCACUACACCUCCUGGCAAACAUCUCACCCCUCCACCGCCCCACGCUUCACUCCCGGCGCCUUCGGCGAAAACCUUGUCUUCGUCCACCUCAACGAGCGCAAUGUCUGCAUCGGCGAUAUCUUUGCCGUUGGUCCCUCGGCCCCUUCCUCUACCUCCGCCACUCUGACCCUGCAAGUCUCCCAGCCCCGCCAGCCCUGCUUCAAACUCAACCACCGCUUCGGCCUCAAGAACUUUGCGCCCGAAACCACGCGGCUGAGCCGGACGGGGUGGUAUUUCCGCGUUCUGGAGGAGGGCUGGGUGGAGAAUGGGAUGGAGAUUAGGCUGGUAGAUAGGAAGUACGCGGAGUGGACGCUGGAGCGGUUGCAGGGCGUUCUUUACCGCGGGGCGGAGGGGGCCGCUGAGAUGCAGUUUCUGCUGGGUGUGGAAGAGCUGACGGACGAGAUCAAAGGCGUGGUGAGGCGGCGUCUCACGAAGCUCGAGGGCGCAACCAAGAAAAAAGAAGUCCUCUGGACAGACUGGAAGGUCGUGGACAAGGUGCAGCAAACACGCCGCAUCACGUCCUUUUCCUUCGCGGCCGUGCAUGACAAGGUAGACGCCACUCCCGAAGCAGGCUCGCACGUGAAGCUCCGGCUGCCCAACGGACUCGUCCGCGCAUACUCCAUCGUUCACGGCUCCCGCGGCCGCUUCGCGCUCGGCAUCGCGCGCGACGAAAACUCCCGCGGCGGCUCGAAGUACCUGCACGAGCACGUCAGCGUGGGCGACAUCCUCCAGAUCGGGUCCAUCACCCCGGGCAUCAAGCCCAAUGCCAUGGCGAGUAACCACGUCUUCAUCGUCGCAGGCAUCGGCAUCACGGCGUUCUUAUGGCUGGUCGAGGAGAUGGUUGGUGUGAACUGGAAUGUGCAGGUGCACUAUGCAGUGCGGAGCGCGGAGGAGAUGCCGUUUCGAACUCAGCUCGAGAAGCUAGGGAGCAGGGCUGUAGUGUAUGACAAGUCGAAGGGGGAGCGUAUGGAUGUGGAAAGCGUUAUCAAGGGCAUGCCGUGGAACUCGCAGGUGUAUGUCUGUGGGCCAAGGAGGCUCAUGGAUGAUGCGGUGAAGGCGGCACAGGAUACUGGUUUGGGAGAGAAGGAUGUGCAUUUCGAAGCUUUUGGGGCGGAUGUUGGGGGGGAUCCGUUUGAGGUUGUGAUUAGGGAUAAGGAGGAUAGAACAGUGCUGGUAACAGAAGAAGAGACGCUAUUGGAGGUGCUGCAGAGGGAGUUUGGCGAUGUGGUAGGGAGCAGUUGCGAGGUUGGAAACUGUGGGACGUGCAAGGUCAAACUGAGAUGUGGGAAGGUGGACCAUAGAGGCACGGCGUUGAGUGCGGAAGAGAAGAAGAGUGAAAUGUUGAGCUGUGUUUCACGAGGUGUCGGCAAGAUCGAGAUAGAGAUUGGGGAGUAAAGAGCAGUUUACUGCGCAAUGCGGUAGAGCAUUUCAGGAUUAGAUGUGCAAACGUCGAUACUUUCCUAAACUUGGAUAUUUUAAUGAG